Condylura cristata (star-nosed mole) is the source of this 1809-nucleotide messenger RNA. It is a transcript of the gene FMR1NB, whose product is annotated as fragile X mental retardation 1 neighbor. The coding region runs from base 1 to 1809 and encodes 602 amino acids. The transcript has 12 exons. The record is from RefSeq and is a predicted model, not a curated record. NCBI's taxonomy places the organism in Eukaryota, Metazoa, Chordata, Mammalia, Eulipotyphla, Talpidae.
AUGCCUUCUGAGGCACGGCCUCUGAGGGGGAGAACCCGGCAUUCAGCCCGGGUGUGGAGGGGAGCGCGUUCUAGGCAAAUAAGUAAUGAGAUGAAGAGCAAACCGGACAACCCAGCUACCGGUUCGCACCCAAGAGGCAGCCCUCGCGGGCGCCGGAUCUUAGUGGCUGCCACGCCGCUGCCUUACUGGCAGGCCUCUUUGCGUGGUCACCGCGCUGAGAGGAAACGCUAUCUGAAUACAAUAUGGGAGCACAGGCGCUUCUUUUUGUUAGUGGGGCUGAUCUGGAUCCUGCUACUGCUGGGUGGCUUUCUGAUUGUUGGAUUUCCGUAUUCUUUGACACCAAGCGAUUAUCUUCUACGGAGCAAUGACAACUCUAAUGGACAAUCUCCCAAACACUCUACCUGGAAAACUGUGCUAAGCUUUUUCUCCCCAACUACAUGCAUUCCAAAGGAAGACCAGGUGGUAGAGACUUGCACAGGGCUGACAGAUCUUAACCAGAGUGAAUGUUUGAAACUCAAAUGCUGUUAUUCAUCACACAGGACCAGUAAUUUCAACUGUUUCACCCCGUUAGAAGAUAAGACUACGCGGAUGCUCCGGAUAUUUGUGCUCGGCAUGCUCACCAUGAUCGUCCUGGCCUGUGUGCCCCUUGUCUGUUGCUCGCUCUGGCGGAGGAGUUGCAGUAGAGGAGCAAAGGGAACCACCGCGAGUCCGCCGGUCUUCUAUGGCCACUGCAAUGGAAUCCAGCACGGAGGGGGCACAGACGCUUACUUGUUCACAGUCUGGAGCUUGGGUGUCUGUGACCAAGGUGCCAGCUCGGUUUCUGUUCUGUUUCGCCUCCGGCUUGCAGGUGGCCACUUUCACUGUGCUCUCAUUGCCUUUCCUGGCAAAUGGGCCAAUCCUUUGCGAAAGAAAGUCAACAAGAUGGUGAAGGGUUUGAAGAAACAACGAAUCAAACCUAAGAAGGGUACUGAGGUGUCAAGGCCAGCAGUGGAAGAUGAGGAGGCACUUGGUGAUGAAGUGGAGGACGAAAGGAGAGGUGUGGAGCUUAAGUUUAUCUUGGCUGUUUGUUUAUUCAUUGAACAAGAGCUGAUGGAACCAUGUAUUCUGUUUGCUGGGGUCACGGUCAUGAUCAAGGUAGACUUGUUCUUUCUUCCUGGAGCUCACAGUAUAGCUGGGGAGGAAGUCAGUGAUCUAGAAGGGCACACGAGCAGUAACUGCAGUGGCACCAAGCCCAUGGAGCAGCCAGGCCUUGCUUCCUACUGCGAUGAACUGGGCUUCCUGGGAGAGAAGGCUGACCAUGGGAAAAGGACAAGAGGAACCUGGGGGGUCUUGCUGUGCCCGAAAAUGGCAGUAGAGGAACACGCAGAAUGUGCCAUGGCUGCCUUUUAUAAGGUGACCUUAUUUUCUGAUUUGAAAAGCAGAAUUACCGGAGGCCUCGAAGGAUAUGGAGCCCGAAGACCUGGAUGUGAAGGUGACACUGUGCCGCCUUCCUCCCUUCUACGCCCACACCCGCACAUCCGGGCAACUGUACCUACCACAAUUCUGGUCUGGGAACCACUGGCAUAUUACAACAAGCAGAACGCAUCAUGCUUCGGCCUGUUGGAAGACCGUGGGCCAGUGCAUCUCUUGGCUGAGUGGAGUUCAUGUCCAGAAUCCUGGCUUUCACGGGAGCCGUGGAAGGAGAGGUUUCGGUGUUCGCCUCCUCGGUGUAGGGAAGAGGGCUACUGCAUGUCCAAGGGUGCUGUCGACCUGGUCAUGAAUUGCCAGAGCUUCGCGGCUGGAGCUAGCUGGCCGGGGAAGGCCCUGUAG